CGAACGUAGAGUUAAGAACAUCGCACCAAAAAAAAAAAGUGGGCAGAGAAAAAUCGCGGACUAGUAGACCAAGACUAAAUUAUUUGUAAAAAAAAACAAACUAAGCAAAUAUUUUAAAUAUUAUAAAAAGAGAAUUUACUAUUACUAACUGGGCAACGUGUCUAAUUUAAAACUAUUAAAAUCAAUCAAUUAUCGAUGUGGUAAAUUUAACAGAAAUCAUUCCGAAAGAUGCGUUCCAAUUUCAGUAACAGUUAUGAAUAUAAACGCUAUAUAUCGUACGAACGUCAGGCAACCGCAUCACAAUAUGAACCCGGCGGUUACUCGUUGCAAGCACAAAACCGAAAUUCGGCCAAUAUGACCCAACGGGAUGGUAUUAUAAAAUUUGAGAACGAACGCAUCAAAACCCUCCAAGAAGAACGUUUACACAUACAGAAGAAAACAUUCACAAAAUGGAUGAAUUCAUUUUUAAUAAAAGCCAAAAUGGAGGUCGAAGACCUAUUCACAGAUUUAGCCGAUGGUAUUAAAUUACUUAAAUUACUUGAGAUCAUAUCAUCGGAGAAACUGGGAAAGCCAAAUAACGGUCGAAUGCGUGUUCAUAAAAUUGAAAAUGUCAACAAGAGUCUGGCAUUCUUGCACACCAAGGUAAGCCAGCUAAAGCCAGCUAGUCAGUCGAAUGGAGUCGACUGA
Teleopsis dalmanni is the source of this 687-nucleotide messenger RNA. RefSeq names its product alpha-actinin-1-like. Gene Ontology annotation, biological process: actin cytoskeleton organization. Lineage: Eukaryota; Metazoa; Arthropoda; Insecta; Diptera; Diopsidae. Gene Ontology annotation, cellular component: cell projection; plasma membrane; cortical actin cytoskeleton. The record is from RefSeq and is a predicted model, not a curated record. Gene Ontology annotation, molecular function: actin filament binding. Bases 229 to 687 code for a protein of 152 amino acids. The transcript is spliced from 3 exons.